This is a messenger RNA of Dendrobium catenatum, 2578 nucleotides long. Its product is annotated as nicastrin. The record is from RefSeq and is a predicted model, not a curated record. Gene Ontology annotation, cellular component: membrane. Lineage: Eukaryota; Viridiplantae; Streptophyta; Magnoliopsida; Asparagales; Orchidaceae. Gene Ontology annotation, biological process: protein processing.
AAGGGAAUUUCUCAACGGCUGCGAUGGCUUCUAAGGUUUCAAGUGGUGUGCGCCUCCGCGAAAAACAUUCACCGUGGAAGGAGGAAGAGUCCCCGACGACUGCAGAUCAAAACCCAGCACGACACUGCUGCGAUCCCUAGGGUUUUACCCCAUGUUGGUCCCAUUGGAUCGAGCGCUCAUCCUCUUCAUCAUUUCCGUCUUACUCGUCGUUGGUUCCUUCUGCCUUGUAGCCGGAGAAACUAACACAUUGGAGUCAGUACCUGACCUCGAGAAGGCAAUGUACAUUAAUGUAGAAGGAUAUCCUUGCGUUCGACUUUUGAAUCUUUCUGGCGAAAUUGGUUGUUCAAAUCCAGGCCAGAAAAAGAUUGUUGCACCAGUUUUCAGAUUGGGGAAGAUUGACAAACUGUUGUUUCAUUCGUUUGCAGUUCUAGUCCCUUUGGAAGAGUUGGAAAGUUUUCUUUUGAGAGUUUCAAGUGAUCCAAAAUUUGCACAAAGGAUUGCUGGUGUCUUGGUAGAGGCAACUGGGUUCAAAAAUAGGUCAUUAGGGUUUUCCCCAGAUGAAAAGUUCCCACAAGCUGACUUUGCUCCAUAUCCGAAUGUCAGUUUUCAAUGGAACCCUCGUGGUUCUGGUAUAAUGUGGAAUCACUAUGAUUUUCCAGUAUUUUUACUUUCUGAUGAGAGCGCUAAACUGCUGCAAGAGAUGGCUACAAAGAACGAGAAUAAUUUCAAAGCAUAUCCUUCAACCGUUGCAGAAUUUGAUCUAGUCAUGCAGACAACAAAAGCUGAAACUCGUGACUCAGCUUCCUGUCUCAAAAAACAGUCUUGUCUACCAUUAGGUGGAUACAGCUUGUUUUUGCGGUCUUUACUGGCGAAGCAUGGGGUUAUCUUGGCAGUAGAAGAUUUUUGCUUGAACUAGAAUUGGGUGCAGAUUCCUUAAAGGGACUCAACGGAUCAAUGAUUGAACAGGUCUUGGAAAUUGGAUCUGUUGGCAAAGGGUUAAGUGAAGGCAAAACAACUUUUUUUGCGCACUCAGGUCAUGAUACAUCGUCAACAAAUGAAAUGCUAGAUGCCUUAAAGAAGGCAAGUUUAUCACUCGGUUCAGAUAAUGUCAAUAUCAAAAAGGCUGAUGUAUCAAAUCCUGGUGUACCACCUUCUUCGCUGAUGUCAUUCCUUAGAAAGAAUUCUUCAGUCUCUGGGGUUGUUUUGGAGGACUUCGACACAUUUUUCAUUAAUAAGUUUUACCAUAGUCAUUUGGAUGAUCCUUCAAAUAUCAACUCUUCGUCCAUAGCUGCUGCUGCUAUUAUGGUUGCACGUGCUCUAUAUAUUCUUGCAAGUGACAGUCCACAUUUGAAUCUCAUAACACUGAACUCCAUUAAAGUCAAUGUUUCUUUGGUAGAAGAACUCGUGGAAUGCUUAUUGACUUGUGAACCCGGUUUUUCUUGUGACAUUGUCAAGCAAUUUAUUUCGCCAAGCAAUGUAUGCCCCAGUCAUUACGUAGGCGUUUUUGUUGAUUUGCCUUCAGAAACACAACAUCCUCAAUAUGCAGAUGAUACUUCUCGGUUUGUCUGGAAUUUCCUAGCAGAUAGGUCUUCUGGUUCACAGAAAACUGCUAUUCCUUGCAAGGUGGACUGCCAUAACCCUGCUGACGUCUGUGUAGCUGCAGAAACUGAGAGUAGCAGAUGUGUUACAUCCACAACCAGAUAUGUCCCAUCUUAUUCCACCCGUCUGAAAUUUGAAGGCAACUCAUGGCAUAUCUUGCCUCCUAAUACCUCAGACCCUUUAGGGCUAGUGGACCCAGUAUGGACUGAAAGCUACUGGAACACCAUUGGAUUGAGAGUUUACACAGUUCAGAGUUCAGCUUAUGAUAACUUGAUUCUUCUGAUUGGAAUCGUGAUUACUGUUGCCACUUACAUUACAACUUUAGUGGCUAGAACGUUCCUAUUAAAAGCUCUGAAGCAUGAUUGAAGCAUUAUGAAGAUGAUUUAUAUUGACUUGGAGACUGACAUAUUUUGGGUUCUUAUCAGUUCAGAUUCACCACUUGUGUUUUACAGAGAUCAAUAAUUUGAAAAAUUUGCUGCUGCGUUAACCAACAGGAAUCUAUGAAAGGUUGGUCUUAUUCAUUUAUCUUUUGGCAGCAGAUGAACGCACUCUUUUGAUUUUUAGUCUCUUGUUUUACUAUGGUGAAAAUUAUUGCACUCCCUACAACUCUACUGUUCAUAUAAACACUAUCGACUUGUGAUAUUCAAAUUCUCACAUUUUUUAGGCUGCAUAUUGAAGUCAGAGAAUUUGAGUGAGGCUUCAUUUAAGACAGCUUCUUUACUGCUUCUUAAAGUUAAAUUUUUGUACUAAAAAGCUGCUUUAAGAAGCAGUAAGUAAGCCGUCCCAAAACGAAGCCUCAAUCUUUUUAUAUUUGGUUGCUUGCUUGUGCUCAUAGCUUGUCAUAUCAAAGCAUGCUAAAUUCAGUUUCUAUUAACGAAAAUAGUAUUGAAUACAAACCAGUUUAUGUAAUAUACAUGAAUUGUGAAUGUCUGACAUAAUUAGUUUAUUUCAGUAUAUUGGUGCCCUACCAUUUCUCUUU